GGCGUGGUCCAGCACACGCUGCUCCAGGCCAAGCUCAGAGAGAAGUCCAACAUGACCAGAGACAUGCACGCCACUAACAUCCCCGAGCCGGCCGCCCUCACCGCCACCAACAGCCCCGGGCCCUUCAUGUAGACCUGAGAAGAAAAAUCCACGUUAAUUUGUUUGAUCUAUUCAACCGUGUCAUUACAAUGAGCGGCCACCAGGUGUCAGCCGGUGGAAGAAGUGUCACCACCGGAAGUGCCGCUUUGAGCUGGAGAGGAGCAGGUGAAGGUCGUGCUAAGCUAAUGCUAAUAAUGUGGCUGAUGGUGGAGGCGACGAUGCGUCACUGCAGAAGUUCUCUGUCUGUGUGGACACCACGACCACGGAGGGCAGAGGUCACCGAUCACAUUGUCAUGGCAACACGAGUGCUCAUGAUGAAGUUAUUAUGGGGUGGAUUUGUUGAGGCGGGGUGCCCCCGGAGGCCGAGUAACAAAUGUGCCUGGCCCUGCUACUGGUCCACAACCCGGGGCUUGGGGACAUCUGGUGCAGAGGACAGUAAACAGAAGUCAAACAGUGGACCGAGGACGAAGCAGGAAGUGUUGGCCGUCCGUCCUGGACACACGGACAGACUCGUGAGAAGGAUUCUGGGUAAACAGAGGUGUGUCACCGUAUCAGUCUUCAGGUUCUGGUCCAUCAUGUCCACCAUAGUUCAGGCCACCGGGCUGCUCAUGGGAAUCGUGGGCUGGCUGGUGACCGGAGUGGCGCUGGCCAACGACUACUGGAAGAUCUCCGCCGUGACCGGCAGCGUCAUCAUCUCCCAGAGGCAGUUUGAAAACCUCUGGCACUCCUGCGCCGAAAACAGCGCGGGAAUCGCAGAGUGUCGGGACUUUGAGACUCUGCUGGGUCUUCCAGUCCACGUCCAGGCCUGUCGAGCCCUGAUGAUCAUGGCUCUGCUGCUGGGUCUCGGGGCUAUGGUCGUGUCUCUGCUCGGCGUCAAGUGCAUCAGGAUCGGGUCGACCACGGACCAGACCAAGGCCCGGAUGGCGGUGACUGGAGGAGUCCUGAACAUCCUGUCUGGUCUGCUCUGUCUGACGGCCUGUUCCUGGUACGCCUACAGGGUGGUGCAGGACUUCAACAACCCCUUCUACGUGGGCCUCAAGUUUGAGCUGGGCACCGGUCUGUUCCUGGGAUGGGGCGGGGCAAGUCUGUCCAUCCUGGGCGGGGCUUUACUCUGCACCGCCUGCAGCGCCGCCUCAGGACAAAAGAAGAAGAGCGAGGCCUUGUAUGGAAACCAACCAAAGAAGGUUUAUACUGCCAUCACCAGGUCUGAGCCGGAAUCAUCACGGGCCUACGUCUGAGGAACACACACACACACACACAUAAUCCUAGUGCUAAACUCUGCUGCCCCCGUGUGGUCAUAAAUGUCUAGGAUUUUCUUUCAUCGUUUUUUUAGAAUUAAAACUUGAGUCAAAACUUGAGAAAAAGUUUUUCAUCUUUUUAUGUUUCCUGAUUAAAGUUUGUUAAACUGAAA
Cynoglossus semilaevis (tongue sole) is the source of this 1510-nucleotide messenger RNA. It is a transcript of the gene cldn15la, whose product is annotated as claudin 15-like a. NCBI's taxonomy places the organism in Eukaryota, Metazoa, Chordata, Actinopteri, Pleuronectiformes, Cynoglossidae. Gene Ontology annotation, cellular component: membrane; bicellular tight junction. The record is from RefSeq and is a predicted model, not a curated record. Gene Ontology annotation, molecular function: structural molecule activity. The coding region runs from base 189 to 1337 and encodes 382 amino acids. The transcript is spliced from 11 exons.